UACAGUAUUUUUUACGGUAAUUAUCAAGGUUUGCUACUAUGUCUGAGACUGCUCCUGCCGCGCCGGCUACUCCAGCUCCAGCAGAGAAGACACCUGUGAAGAAAAAGGCUAAGAAGCCAGCGGGUUCCGCGGGAGCGCGGCGAAAGGCCUCUGGGCCCCCGGUGUCCGAGCUGAUCACCAAGGCCGUAGCCGCCUCCAAUGAGCGCAGUGGCGUGUCUCUGGCCGCCCUCAAGAAGGCGCUGGCGGCCGCCGGCUACGAUGUGGAAAAGAACAACAGCCGCAUCAAGCUAGGGCUCAAAAGCCUGGUGAACAAAGGCACCCUAGUGCAGACCAAAGGGACCGGUGCCUCGGGCUCCUUCAAGCUCAACAAGAAGACUCCUGCGGGCGAAGGCAAAGGCAAGGCUAAAAAAUCUGCUUCCGCCAAAGCCAAGAAGUCGGCAGGAGCUGCUAAGAAGCCUAAAAAGACUACGGGGGCGGCCACGAAGAAAACCUUGAAGAAGACGCCUAAGAAGGCUAAGAAACCAGCGGCGGCGGCGGCGGGAGCCAAGAAGGCAGCCAAGAGCCCGAAAAAAGCCAAAGCUGCUAAACCCAAGAAAGCGGCCAAGAGCGCCGCGAAGGCUAAAGCGGUGAAGCCCAAGGCAGCGAAGGCAAAGGUGACCAAACCUAAAACCGCCAAGCCCAAGAAGGCGGCGCCAAAAAAGAAGGAACAUGUCCCAAGGAAUGCUUGUGUCAAUGGAAAUAGCCAGCAGCAGUAUGAAGAACUGUGA
Molecule: messenger RNA, 767 nt
Organism: Gracilinanus agilis (Agile Gracile Mouse Opossum)
Lineage: Eukaryota; Metazoa; Chordata; Mammalia; Didelphimorphia; Didelphidae
Product: histone H1.4-like
Exons: 2
Coding region: 39-767 (242 amino acids)
Biological process (GO): nucleosome assembly
Cellular component (GO): nucleosome
Molecular function (GO): structural constituent of chromatin; DNA binding
Source: RefSeq, a predicted model, not a curated record